Molecule: messenger RNA, 169 nt
Organism: Funneliformis geosporum
Lineage: Eukaryota; Fungi; Glomeromycota; Glomeromycetes; Glomerales; Glomeraceae
Source: the annotation of a GenBank genome assembly
AUGACAUAUCAACAAAAUAUUGAAAAUUUAUUAUUGGCACAUUUCAUUAAAUCAAGCCAUGUUUUUUCUGACGAUGAACCUAAAGAUUCUGAAGAACAAUUUGAAGUCCAGUCCUGUUCAAAGUUGAUUGAUUGGGAUGGUCGAUCGAACAAAACGAUCAACGUUAUUG